AUGUUGCGCAGUUAUGCCGUUGGCGAUGAUUAUGGCUCAUCACUAUACGGAUCGAACAAAAAAAAGAAGCAUAUCUGUAAAGAGGUUAGUACGCCGGUCUAUUGUCAACCCGUUCUACCCGAACGUUGAAAUCUCCGAAACCAUAUACAUAAACUUACAAAGUGAAGUUGAUUUUAUUGUACUCUCAGCAGUACUCCGGGUGGUCGAUUGCUGACGAGUAUACAGCAUUGUAUCAAGUAUUCCUUUUCUUUUUGAAUUAACCCUUUGAGUCCCGGAGACGUAUAUUACGUCCAAAGACAGUUACAGAAGAAAUAUCGACCUCAUAUAUCCUUCAGUUGUUUAGAACGUAUUACAAUUGUUUAUUUAGUGACGUGAUACAAAGAUAACUCUUCUUUUCACUCUACAUGUUGAUAUCAUUGGUCGAUGCGCC
Didymodactylos carnosus is the source of this 430-nucleotide messenger RNA. NCBI's taxonomy places the organism in Eukaryota, Metazoa, Rotifera, Eurotatoria, Philodinida, Philodinidae. The record is from the annotation of a GenBank genome assembly.